Loxodonta africana (African savanna elephant) is the source of this 6687-nucleotide messenger RNA. RefSeq names its product BICD cargo adaptor 2 (gene BICD2). Gene Ontology annotation, molecular function: dynein light intermediate chain binding; cytoskeletal adaptor activity; dynein complex binding. The transcript has 7 exons. Bases 79 to 2637 code for a protein of 852 amino acids. The record is from RefSeq and is a predicted model, not a curated record. Lineage: Eukaryota; Metazoa; Chordata; Mammalia; Proboscidea; Elephantidae. Gene Ontology annotation, biological process: protein localization to Golgi apparatus; microtubule-based movement; retrograde vesicle-mediated transport, Golgi to endoplasmic reticulum.
CGAGAGCUACGGCCCCGCGCCUGCCCGGCCUGCGGUGUCCGUGCCAGUCCUGGCGCGAGCCACCGCCCGUGCGCCACCAUGUCGGCGCCCUCGGAGGAGGAGGAGUACGCGCGGCUGGUGAUGGAGGCGCAGCCCGAGUGGCUGCGCGCCGAGGUGAAGAGGCUCUCCCACGAGCUGGCCGAGACCACGCGCGAGAAGAUACAGGCGGCCGAGUACGGGCUGGCGGUGCUGGAGGAGAAGCACCAGCUGAAGCUGCAGUUCGAGGAGCUCGAGGUGGACUAUGAGGCCAUCCGCGGCGAGAUGGAGCAGCUCAAAGAGGCGUUUGGACAGGCACACACAAACCACAAGAAGGUGGCGGCGGAUGGCGAGAGCCGGGAGGAGAGUCUGAUCCAGGAGUCGGCCUCCAAGGAGCAAUACUACGUGAGGAAAGUGCUGGAACUGCAGACGGAGCUGAAGCAGCUGCGCAACGUCUUAACCAACACUCAGUCGGAGAACGAGCGGCUCACCUCAGUGGCCCAGGAGCUGAAGGAGAUCAACCAGAACGUGGAGAUACAGCGAGGCCGCCUGCGGGAUGACAUCAAGGAGUACAAGUUCCGGGAGGCCCGCCUGUUGCAGGACUACUCGGAGCUGGAGGAAGAGAACAUCUGCCUGCAGAAGCAGGUGUCUGUGCUCAGGCAGAACCAGGUGGAAUUCGAGGGCCUCAAGCAUGAGAUUAAGCGACUGGAAGAAGAGACUGAGUAUCUUAACAGCCAACUGGAGGACGCCAUCCGGCUCAAGGAGAUCUCAGAGCGGCAGCUGGAGGAGGCACUGGAGACGCUCAAGACAGAGCGGGAGCAGAAGAACAGCCUGCGCAAGGAGCUGUCACACUACAUGAGCAUCAAUGACUCGCUCUACACCAGCCACCUGCACGUCUCCCUCGAUGGCCUCAAGUUCAGUGAUGACGCUGCUGCCGCCACCACAGAGCCCAACAACGAUGCUGAGGCCCUGGUCAAUGGCCUGGAGCAUGGCCUGGCCAAGCUGCCACUCGACAAUAAGACUUCCACACCCAGAAAGGAUGGGCUCCCACCACCCUCUCCCAGCCUGGUCUCCGACCUCCUCAGUGAGCUGAACAUUUCCGAGAUCCAGAAGCUGAAACAGCAGCUGAUGCAGAUGGAGCGAGAGAAGGUGAACCUGCUGGCAACACUGCAGGACACACAAAAGCAGCUGGAGCAGGCGCGUGGGGCCCUGUCAGAGCAGCACGAGAAGGUGAGCCGGCUCACAGAGAACCUGAGUGCCCUGCGGCGCCUACAGGCCGGCAAGGAGCGGCAGACAGCCCUGGACAACGAAAAGGACCGGGACAGCCAUGAGGACGGUGACUACUAUGAGGUGGACAUCAACGGGCCCGAGAUCCUGGCCUGCAAGUACCAUGUGGCCGUGGCUGAGGCGGCUGAGCUCCGGGAACAGCUGAAGGCACUGCGUAGCGUGCACGAGGCCAGUGAGGCCCAGCAUGCUGAGGAGAAGAGCCGCCAUGAAGCCGAGGGCCAGGUGCUCACGGAGAAGCUCGCCCUGCUAGAGAAGGCCAGCCGGCAGGACCGCGACCUGCUGGCUCGGCUAGAGAAGGAACUCAAGAAUGUGAGCGACGUGGCCGGCGAGACUCAGGGCAGCCUGAGCGUGGCCCAGGAUGAGCUGGUGACUUUCAGUGAGGAGCUGGCCAACCUCUACCACCACGUCUGCAUGUGCAACAAUGAGACACCCAACCGUGUUAUGCUGGACUACUACCGCGAGGGCCAGGGCGGGGCCGGCCGUGCCAGCCCUGAGGGCCGCGGCCACCGCUCUCCCGUCCUCCUGCCCAAGGGGCUGCUGGCCACGGAGCUGGGCAGAGCGGAGGGUGGGAGCGGGGAGAGCAGCCCUUCACCCGGCUCCUCGCUGCCGUCACCCCUGAGCGACCCGCGCCGCGAGCCCAUGAACAUCUACAACCUGAUCGCUAUUAUCCGUGACCAGAUCAAGCACCUGCAGGCAGCUGUGGACCGCACCACCGAGCUGUCACGGCAGCGCAUCGCCUCGCAGGAGCUGGGCCCUGCUGUGGAUAAGGACAAGGAGGCACUGAUGGAAGAGAUCCUGAAGCUCAAGUCGCUGCUCAGCACCAAGCGUGAGCAGAUCACCACACUGCGGACCGUGCUGAAGGCCAACAAGCAGACAGCUGAGGUGGCCCUGGCCAACCUGAAGAGCAAGUACGAGAACGAGAAGGCAAUGGUGACUGAGACCAUGAUGAAGCUGCGCAAUGAGCUCAAGGCGCUAAAAGAGGACGCUGCCACCUUCUCCUCACUGCGUGCCAUGUUCGCCACCAGGUGUGAUGAGUACAUCACGCAGCUGGAUGAGAUGCAGCGGCAGCUGGCGGCCGCCGAGGAUGAGAAGAAGACACUCAACUCGCUGCUGCGCAUGGCCAUCCAGCAGAAGCUGGCAUUGACCCAGCGGCUGGAGCUGCUCGAGCUGGACCAUGAGCAGGCCCGGCGUGGCCGCACCAAGGCCACCCCCAAGGCCAAGCCCAGCACCCCGAGUGUAAGUCACACCUGCGCCUGCGCCAGUGACAGGGCCGAGGGCUCUGGCCUCUCCACUCAGGUGUUCUGCAGUGAAAAAUAUAACAUUUACUGUGACUAGGGCUGCGGGCACCGCACACUGCAGCUAACGCUCCGCGCCACCUGUCCGCUUCGCCCCCACUAACUCUCUCACGGGAAGGUCUCUGACCGCGUCACAUGGGCACAGCACGUUGGCCUGCCGGACCCUCGGGCCUGUUCUGUGUCUGCUCUUCAUCGUCUCAUUGCUCACAGGACGCUCCCAUUAGUAACAGCUGCCCUUUUAGGAGGGGCCAGAGCUGCAGAAAACAGACGUGAGAAAGGGGUUUCCCGGCAGCACAGUUGCCAUGGAAAGAACCCGAGGCAAGGAAGUCUUGAUCCGGCCUCCUUGCUCAGCACCCGCAGGGGAGCACAGGGCCUGAGUUGGACACUUCCAUGCCCUGGCAUGUGUGCCAUGCAGUUGUCCUGCCCUGCAUCCCUGCCCCCUCCCCCGCAAGCUGGAGCAACUGCAGCAGCUGACUCUGUGCGUGGCUGGUUUAUGGAACUACUUUGUAGCCUGUGCCACAUCUCACUGCACAUCCCACUCACGACAGAAGUGCAGAAUCACACCCCAAACCCAGGGACAGAGCUGCCGUGAGCUCCCCACACCUCCAGGCCUGGACACCCAUGUGUGGCUGGGGAGCCGAUAAAUGUGUCAGCCCAGGCUCAGCUGAUCUAGUCCAGGACACCUGACCUGGCCGCUCAUCCCCAUCUGAGGUCUACACCUAUCUGGGUCUGCAAGUGGGUAGGAAGGUAGCCAACAGGAACCAUUGUUGCAAUGAAAAAAGCUUUCCAAGUGCCUGGCCAGGGCCUUUGUAUCCAGUGCGAAGCCCCACCCUUUUGUAUGGUGGUAGGUUUCCCUGCUGUCCGCCCCUCCCGACAGGCCAGCAUCUAGGGCUGCAGUGCCCUGUGCACACCCACCCACCCACAGCACAUCACUUCUUCCCAGGUGACAUCACACCUGAGAAACAGGGCCUUGAACCCAUAGCCUGAAGUCUGAGCAUCCUGAGCUCAGCUGAGUUGAAAGACCUUCACAGCUGCUGGCAAGAGCCCAGCUGGGGCUACUCUCAAAGGCUUUGAGUGGGACCGGGUCCCGGGAUGCAUGGGCAGCAGCGUGGCUUCCUUUGUGCAAUGUGGGGGGUGGGCAGGAGUUAGGCCAUAAAAUGAGAAGUCACCAUGGGACCUGUGGCUCUCCGUUAGUUAGCAGAGGCAUUGUCUGCACUGUGUUGGGCGUCCUGAGUUUACGCUUCCUGGCGAGAACUUCUCUCAGUAUUUCUCUUCCUGACCACCCUGUGGGGUCAGCUGGACGAGAGGCUGCACCUUCUCCACCUAAGCGCUCCUUACCUGUCGGAAGUCAGGGGCACUUUUCUGCAGAAGGGGAAUUCACACUAUCUGACGAGAGACUGCCUGGCCCACUCUCACAAAGGCGUUUGCCCUGCUUUACUCUAUCCUAUGGUUCUGGAGUGUGCCUGAGUCCCCACCAAACCCCAACUGCUGCAGACGGGUUUCGCCUUGGGCUGUACCCACAGCAGCCUGGAAUGACGGAGGGGUGGGCCCCGCAGGUGUCCCACUGGUAUCCGGGCUCACGGUGGGCCUUGGAGUGCCUCUCGUCCUUCAGAAAGGUCGCACGUCCCCUGCCUGGUGAGGAGGACUCCCUGCCCUGCGUGUGUCACCGCAUGCCCGUCUGCACCCUCAGCUCUGUCCCCUACUGCAGCAGCUCCUUUCAGUGCUUUGUCAGGGUCUUUGUGCAGCCCCACUGCAGAGCAUGGCCACAGCUAACACACCCAGGUUUCUGCUCAGCCAGUAACUCACCCUGCAUGCUCACAGCAGCACCAGGACUUGGAGAUGUGGGAUGAGCAGGCAUGACGAGUGACUGGUUUUCUAAUGGCAUCUUGUUUUCUCCUGUUUGCAGCUGUAGAGUAGUGGCUGAGAGGACUCGGCUGCCUGGCCCUGUCGCCUUGCAGCUCCUUUCCUCCCCUCGUGGUUGCGGCUGGAGGAAUGUGGGCCACCCACACGGAGGAAGGAAAGGCAACCUAAAUCCCACUUAGCAAUGUCUUUGGAUAUGUCACUGCAAUUUUUUUCAAAACAGCAUUCCCCAGGUUUGUAAUGGGAAGAACAAGAGCUUUAGUGUUGCAAAUGCUGCGAGCUGCUGCUUGAAAGACCUUUUUACACGUGCUGAGGAACCCGCUCCAAACCGUGACCACCAUGUUCGUUGUGAACCUGCUAGAGACACCACGGGGGACCCCUCUUGUUACAGACACCCCUUUUUUAUCCGAUAAACCUGUGCACUUUUGAUACUUUGAUAUUAUACUUGCUUCCUCACUCCUCAUGUAGAGAUGGUUCUCAGAUGCUGUGGUGUGUGCUCUUGGUCACAUAGCUCACUGUCUUAGCUCUCAGCCUGUUGACUGGAUGUCAGCACGUUGCAAACAUGUGUGCUCCCUGUAGUGUGUAGCUCUAGGCUGUUUAGGUGAGGGCUCGGAGCCAGCAAGGCGCUCGGCUAAUGGAUCCACCCUGUGGGUCAGCAGCCUUCUAGGUUAUACAGCGUGAUGAUUCAUGUUUGAAAUUAUGGAUUUUCAAUGCCAUGUUCAUUAAGAAAUCCAGGGUAUUCAGAUUCUGGGGUUUUUCAUAUUGUAUUAUUAUUAUUCUUAGGAAUAGUUCAAUGUAACAAGAAGAAAACUUGACCUUUGCUCUGGUUAAAACAGUAAUAGGCACUUGAAAAAAAAAACAUAAUAAAUUAUUGAAUGAGAGUAUUACCUGCAAAUUCCAGAAUUUUCUGGGUUUUAGGAUAUUGUGAGGCAUGACUGAUUAACAGGAUUUUAUACAACUGUACCAGUGAAAUUCCAAAUUGGAAUUGUUUUGUUAAUCUGGUUGUUGUGCCAAAUUGUGGUACACUUAGAAAAUUCUACAGUCGUCGAUUUUUAGGGUGUUCUAUUUCAGCGCCUUUUUGUUAGUAAUCACUGCCAGUAGUGCCUUCGUCAUUUAAGGGAGGUGUCCCAGAGUGGUUUAUUCUCUAAAAUGGACAGUGAGGAGCUAGUUGGGGAUUUUCACAGCCAGUGUGAAGCAAUAAGUGUGAGGUGAGCGUGUGCCCUUACACCUUUACCUGGGCAUCUCCGUUGAGAGAAAGAGAACAGAGAUUGUACAAAAUUCUGUUAGUCAGUGAUUCUUUACUCUGCAGAUCUUUGCAAAUUCAGGGGCUUAGAAAAUGAAAACAGCCACAAAACACUUGAGUGUGCUUUGGGAACGAAAUGGACUUUCCUGGAACAAACUAAGCAAUCUGUAUUAAUAACAUGUUUGUGAAGAACCAAGAAUGUGUUAGGAGUAUCAGUGCUCUCUCUUUGCUUCGCACGGUGGUGGACAAGGGUUAACCUUAGUAUUCUUUGCAAAUGUGAAAAUGAGACAUUAAUAUCUUCUCUUGCUUGGUGUGACUAAUCACUGUUAAUUUCAGGAAACAGAAAUCGCUAGCAUUCCUCAGCAAGCCAGGUCAGCAGGUCCUCAAUCCCUGCCCUGUUUGCUGAGGUUUGUGUGAAUGAUUAAAUUGGUACUUGUAGAGGAAGAAGAAAACUGUCUUCUCUCCUCCAAAAAGAAAAAAGUACAAAUUAUAACAAUGUAAAUGACAAGAAUAAAAGAAUUCUGUUUCCUGGAAUAAAUGUUUCUUAUUCCUAGUUGUAGGGACUCCUGUCUUCUGUUACAGUAUUGAUUUAUAAGAAAUAUUGUUACAUUUGCAAUAACUUCACCUCUGUGGGGUAUUUAUUUGCAGUGCUGUCUGAGUGCUGUAUUCUCUGUGCAUUACCCUAGUGUCAGGAUGUUGGUCUUUAUUUUAAGGUCAUGUGCAUGUUCUCCUGCCAAGGGACCUUUACACAGACCUAGACAAACAAACAAGCAAACAAAAAUACUAAGCAAAUGCCUUGAAUUUCAGAGAAAACGAGGCAGAGCAUGAAAAAUGAAUGGGAAGGAGAAAUUCAUGGAGAUUCUUGGCACACAAACAUAUAACUUGAAUGUUUCCAAAGCCAGUGUGCAUAGGAAUGAUGGGCCUGUGUAAAGAGUCGCGGUUGGUAGGACCAGUAAAUAAAAAAGAACAAUAAAAAGACAAAAGGCA